Molecule: messenger RNA, 2333 nt
Organism: Hypomesus transpacificus
Lineage: Eukaryota; Metazoa; Chordata; Actinopteri; Osmeriformes; Osmeridae
Gene: coasy
Product: CoA synthase
Exons: 10
Coding region: 212-1918 (568 amino acids)
Biological process (GO): coenzyme A biosynthetic process
Molecular function (GO): dephospho-CoA kinase activity; ATP binding
Source: RefSeq, a predicted model, not a curated record
UGCAGCUUUUUCCUGCCUACUACCAAAGCUAUCUAUUUGACAGGUCAGAUAGCGUUGGCUAAAUGACCGUGAUUUGAACGAAAUCGUAAGAAUGUUGAUAAGAUCAUUAUAAUAUAGUAUGUAUUGCGCUUGUAUUUACAUUUGCAACAUGCUCCAAAAUCCCUGGCUUGCAUACGAACACUGAAUCAAGUGUUCCUGUCCAGUUGCUACCAUGUCCAUGUUCAGCACAGGUAUACUGGUGCUCACCUCACCUCUGCACACCCUCCCCCUGCGCAUUGCUCCAGUUCUUAGCUCUGCUGCACAGGUAGUGGAGCGCACCCUCUAUGUCCACCUUCACCCAGGCCUUAACCUGAGCAGUGGCGGCCAGCCUCGACCUGUCUUCAUCCCCCCUGUGGUAGAUCUUUCCAGCCUUAUUACCCGCCUCUACAGCAAUGCAGCAGAUGUCUGUGGGCACCUAGAUAUCCGUGUGCUGCUCACCAAUGUCCGCAGCCAGGCUGGUUCUUCAAGCACCGGAGGUUCAAGUGGCCCCUUUCCAACUCCUCAGCUCCUCUCCCAGUCCCCAGAGGUGGUACUGACAGAUUUCCCUCUACAAGACCCUGGUCAGUCCUUGCUUGUGUCCCAGUGUUUGCAGAAGUACGCCGGGCACUGUUACGUCUGUAACCCUGGGUUGGCCUCGGUGCUGCUUCACCCUGAGCUGCAGAAACUGCAGAAGGAGGAGGAGAUGGGGCAGCUGGAAGAGGAGGGACAAAAGGACUGCGAGAUGAAGUUAGAGCCCAUGGAGAUCUACAGUGAUGUGGUGGUUGGGGGAACAUUUGACCGCCUUCACGGUGCACACAAGACUCUGCUAAACAUCUCGUGCCUUUUGGCAAACAGGCGAUUCCUUAUUGGUGUGUGUGACCAGGAGUUACUGAAAAAGAAGGUUCUGAAGGAGCUGAUCGAACCCUACGCCCUGAGGGUCCAGCGGCUCAGAGAGUUCCUGUUGGAUGUCAAACCUUCGCUGCAGUAUGAGAUUGUACCCCUGUCGGACCCUUUUGGACCCUCCGUGGUCGACACUCAGCUGCAGUGCAUCAUAGUCAGCGAGGAGACCAGGAAGGGAGGCGAGGCAGUGAAUAGGAAACGCCUUGAAAAUGGGCUUCCUGGGCUUGUAUUACACGAGAUCCAGCUGCUGAAGGAUGCUCACCACACCGAGACCGAGGAGGAAAAGAUCAGCUCAUCCAGCCUUCGCUCACGCCUCUUAGGCACCCUCCUCAGAGCCCCAAAGGACAUGCCCCAUCUCCCAGCUGUACCCUAUGUGAUUGGCCUGACGGGGAUGAGCGGCAGUGGAAAGAGCUCCAUCGCCAGGCGUAUGGAGGCCCUGGGAGCAGCAUGCAUCGACAGCGACCAGCUUGGCCAUGAAACGUACCGUCCAGGGGCGAGAGCCUACCACAGGGUGGUGGAAGAGUUCGGCACUGAUGUUCUAAAUGAGGAUAAAACUAUCAAUAGACGAAUGCUAGGAAGAAAAGUAUUUGGAAACAAGGACAGGCUGAAAGCACUUACGGACAUUGUGUGGCCUGAGAUAGCACUUCUGGUCAAGGACAGAAUCCAAGAAGCUGGAGAUCAAGGUAAACGGGUGAGUGUGGUAGAUGCGGCGGUUCUGCUGGAGGCUGGUUGGACAGACAUUGUCCACGAGGUCUGGGUCACUGUAAUCCCUGUAGAGGAGGCAGUGCUGCGAAUCACAGAGCGGGACGGCUUGCCGAAGGAAGAUGCAGAGCGCAGACUACAGAGCCAGUGGUCCAAUGCGCGUCAGGUGGAGCAGGCUAAUGUUGUGCUGUGCACGCUGUGGGAGCCAGAGGUCACCCAGAGACAGGUACAAAAGGCCUGGAAUCUUCUCCAGGAGAGAAUCCUUCAGAGACAAGAAGAGGCCAAGUCACCGUCAUAAAUUGUGGCCAAAAAUGGCCCUGAACACACACACACCUGAGUCAUGCAGCCCCAAGUGAAAGACAUAAACCUGUCCCUGCCGACCAAGGGAUGAGAUGUCACAAAUGACAGACUGAAUCAUAAUCCUCAUCAUUUAGUGGCGAUGGUUGAACAGUUGAAAAGACUGAUGUGCCGUUCUCGCAAAACCAGGUGGAUGUAACUCCAAACAAGACUCGGUGCCUAAAUGACUUUUCACAGUAGUUUUUUAAAUGUAGUUUGUUUAUUAAUUUACAAUGCUGCAUUUGUUAGCUGAUUUUAAAAAUGAAAAUGGCCUGUGGAUUUACAUGGAAAGUGGUUAAUGAGUUUGUGCCCUGUUGCUUAAAAAUGGAUCUGCUUUUAUAUAUAAAUCAUUGUUUAGGCUGAUUAUGAAAAUCAGA